Ochotona princeps (American pika) is the source of this 2039-nucleotide messenger RNA. RefSeq names its product transmembrane protein 25 (gene TMEM25). The transcript is spliced from 8 exons. Bases 496 to 1596 code for a protein of 366 amino acids. The record is from RefSeq and is a predicted model, not a curated record. Gene Ontology annotation, biological process: negative regulation of excitatory postsynaptic potential. NCBI's taxonomy places the organism in Eukaryota, Metazoa, Chordata, Mammalia, Lagomorpha, Ochotonidae.
GGGAAGGGAGGAUGCUCCGGAGACCCCGGCCCCUGCGAUUUGCUCCUUCUCGCCUCAAAUUUGUCCCAGCAGUCAGCACUGGGAGAGGAGUCGUGGAGCGAGAGGUGGAGUGGAGGGAGAGGCCAGGCAGAGAGGAAAGUGGGUCCUUUGGGCAUAAUGUUGGUAGGCGCGUUGGUGUGCACAGGCGCUCUCGCGGCUUCCGUGUAGCUGCGGGGGUGUGCGGUGUGUCUACUGGAGACAGGACUGGCUUCUGUCCCAGCGGGGUGUGCAGGCACCUGCUGGGGUGUCCGUGGAGGGGGAUGGUGCGAGGACGACUUUGGAUGCUGGCCACCCUGAGCGCCUUGGCCAUCCUGGGCAUUCCUGCAUUUGUGUUUCCUUGUGCCGUUUCUGGAGAGUAAAUUCCUAGAGGAACAGCUAGGCCUGCCUGCUCCCGUGGGCUGACACCAGGCCCGCCGCUUCUCUCCAGGGCAGCCUAGAUCCCUGGCCAGGGCUAGCAUGGCGCUGCUGCCAGGCCCAGCUGCCUUCCUGCAGGCACUACUGCUCCUGCCAGCCCUUCUGAACUCAGGUUGGGGGGAAUUGGCGCCCCAAAUCGAUGGCCAGACAUGGGCUGAACGGGCCCUUCGGGAGAAUGAACGCCAUGCCUUCACAUGCCGCGUGGCAGGGGGCCCUGGCACACCCCACUUAGCUUGGUACCUGGACGGGCAGCUGCAGGAGGCCAGCACCUCAAGACUGCUGAGUGUGGGUGGGGAGGCCUUCUCCGGUGGCACCAGCACUUUCACGGUCACUGCUCAGCGAGCCCAGCAUGAGCUCAACUGCUCCCUGCAGGAGCCGGGCAGCAGCCGACCAGCCAACGCCUCAGUCAUCCUCAAUGUACAAUUUAAGCCAGAGAUUGCACAAGUUGGGGCCAAGUACCCGGAUGCUGAGAGCCCAGGCCUCCUAGUUGUCCUGUUUGCCCUGGUACGCGCCAAUCCACCUGCCAAUGUCACCUGGAUCGACCAGGAUGGGCCAGUCACUGUCAACACCUCCGACUUCCUGGUGCUGGAUGCCCAGAACUACCCCUGGCUGACCAACCACACCGUGCAGCUGCAGCUCCGCAGCCUGGCACACAACCUCUCGGUGGUGGCCACCAAUGAUUUGGGUGUCACCAGCGCCUCGUUUCCAGCCCCAGGGCUCCUGGCCACCCGGGUGGAGGUGCCGCUGCUGGGCAUCGUUGUAGCUGGAGGGCUUGCCCUGGGUACCCUGGUGGGGUUCAGCACCUUGGUGGCCUGCUUGGUCUGCAGGAAAGAGAAGACCAAAGGCCCCUCCCGGCGCACAUCUCUCAUCUCCAGUGACUCCAACAACCUAAAACUCAACAACGUGCGCCUGCCGCGGGAGAACAUGUCGCUGCCGUCCAACCUCCAGCUCAAUGACCUCACUCCGGAGUGCAGAGCAGGGAAACCAGCACAGCAGCAGCCAGCAGCUCUGAAUAGCAGCCGCCCAGAGCUUCAGGACCCAGAGCCUGGUGGCCUCCUCACCAGCCGAGGCUUCAUCCGCCUCCCGAUGCUGAGCUACAUCUAUCGGGUGUCCAGCGUGAGCAGUGAUGAGAUCUGGCUCUGAGCUGAAGGUGGGACAAGUGUCCUCCUGCUCCCAAACCCUUCCUGUGCUCCUUCUCACGCCUCCUCCUCUAAAGCUGCUUCUAUCAUGCCACACCAUGGCCACAUGGCUACCUCUGCUGUGCUCUCUGUCUUAGCUCCCUGGGACCUGGCGUCCAGGGGCACAGGUAUCCAGGGACCCCCUCGGGUGACUCAGGUUGGGAAGCACAGAUGGCUGAGCCCAGGCACAGGGAGCUCUUUGGCCAGAUGGAUUUCCCUGUCAUCCAGCAUGCAAGCAGGUGUGGCCUGUGAGGCACCAGGCACUGGUCCUGCUCUGCACCUUGUACAGCAAGCAUGGGACUGUGUGUCGGGGGGAGGCCCCACAUGUCCAUGCAAUGUAGAUGCAGCUUGAUUCCCUCAGGACAAUGUAGGACCCGUGCUAACUGUCCAGUCCCAACCUGUGCUUUG